CCGCAGUCCCACCCGCUGCCUGCAUAGUUACCACGCUGCAUAAGUAGCUCCGGCUCUCCCUCGCUGCCUGUCGCUAGUACUCCCUGCAUCUGCUCUGAGUGAUUUGUGUGGGAUACCUCUCCGUGUGUGAAUUGUUUAGGACAAGUGGGAUAUCUGAGACAGCCUAGCAAAUAAUGAUAAAAAUAAAAAAUAAAAAAGGACGACGCUGCAUACUAACUAGACAGACGAACACGUCAGUAGAGUGGAAAUAUUUAGCAUGAACUACCUAUACAUCAUGCAAAAAACGGAAUCAUUUAUUCUGACCAUAAUUGGUUCCGAGGAGCCGCUGUCCUGAAAACCGUGAAUCGGAUUCAGUGGAAGUACCCGAAGCGCAUAAUAUAUGUACCUGGAAUUUCCUUCAACUAACACAAAAGAGUCCCCCAAACUGCUCCCCGCCCAGCUUCAGCCCCCCAACCUGAUUCCAGAAGGGAGUGGAGCUGAGAGCUGAUCAUGGAGCGGCGCGCCUGCAGGGGUCGCUGUACGUGAGGCCGCGUGACAGACGUCAUGGACACUGACAGCUACAGGCAGCUCCUGGAGACCAGCGACGGCCUGGUCGGCGUGGGGGAGCUGAAUGGCGCAGAGGACGCCGGCUCGGACUCUGGGUGGUACGUGCCCUAUUCCAUAGGUUUCCAAGCGUCCCUGACCAGCUUCCUCAUGCUUGAGCUGGUUCUAGGCUUCAGCAGUAACCUCACCGUCCUCGUGCUGUACUGCGCCCAGUCCAACCUGGUCGACUCGGUCAGCAACAUGGUGACGGUGAACCUGCACGUGCUGGACAUCAUCGUGUGCGUGCUCUGCCUGCCCUUCACCAUGGUCAUCAUCCUUCUGCCGCUGGACGGCAACCUGGCGCUGCUUUGCUGCUUCCACGAGGCCUGCGUCACCUUCACCAGCAUCGCCACCGCGGUCAACGUGCUGGUCAUCAGCGUGGACCGCUACGACAUCUCCGUGCGGCCGGCCACGCGUCUCCUGACUCCGCGCCGGGCCGCCCUGCUGCUGGCCGCCGUCUGGGCGGUGUCGCUGGCCGUCUUCUUCAUCCCCUUCCUGGAGGUGGAGUUCUUCUCUGGGACGGGCAGCGAGUCGAACGACCCCAGCCAGGACCCCCUGUGGCAGAACCGGACGCUGCUGUGCGUGGGAGGGGAGGGCUACCACACCAAGCUCGCCAUGUACUACCAUCUGCUGCUGCAGGUGCCCGUCUUCUUCACUGCCGUCCUGGUCAUGCUCUUCACCUAUUUCAAAAUCCUGCAGGCCCUCAGCAUCCGCAUCGGCUCGCACCUCAAGAGAAGCCAGCGCCGGAAGGACCCGUCCUGCAGGAGGCGCCGCAAGAAAAGAAAGGGGCCCAAGGAGGGUCAGGAUGGUGGGAGCUGCUCCAGUCAGACCAAAUACCUCUCACAGCCUCCCCUCAUACCCUCUCCCACGCCCACCCCCACCUCCCCCCCAGCGCUGUCCUCGGUACCACAGGCGGCCUCCGACAGCGGGGCAGCUCUCGUGCCCAGCCAGACGACGGUGGGCGUGCAGGCCUCAGUGUCGGCCAUCAUAGCCCUGCGGCGGGCUGUGCGGCGGCACCGCGACCGGCGGGAGCGCCAGCGACGCGUCUUCAAGAUGUCCCUGGUCAUCAUCUCGUCCUUCCUGCUCUGCUGGGCGCCCAUCUCUGUGGUGAACAUGCUGAUCCUCAGCCUGGGGCCCAGCGACCGGCUGGUGCGUGUGCGCCUCUGCUUCCUGGCCGUGGCCUACGCCACCACCAUCUUCCACCCCCUGCUCUACGCCUUUACGCGCCAGAAGCUGCGGCGUGCCUUCAGGACCAGAGUGAAGAAGCGGGUGGUGUCCCUGCUCCAGGUCGACCCGGCCCCCAGUGCCACCGUCAUAAGUAACUCGUGGGCGGUGCCACGCAAGUCAAACAAGCCGCGACAAGAAGGCAGCGACGCAACAAACCACUGCCUCACGGAGGCCAUACGGGAGUGAGCCUGUGUGUGUGUGUGUGUGUGUGUGGGGGUGUUACUCACACCAUUGCACGGAUAAUUAGGAGGCAUUACCUGUGCACAGGUGUGUUCAUUAGGCUUCCGCCUUCUCCGUGGCAUGUGUUUGUGUAGAUGGGUUACCACUGUCUCCAUGACAGCUCUCCCCAUGCGAUGUUGCGUCAUGCAGAGCAACAUAACCUUAAGGGUUAUUCACACUGGAUCGAGAGCAGUUCCCGUAAUAAUUUCUGUAAUCUAUGGAUCAGUCGAUCAGUAAAUCCAAAAAAGAAUUUUGAAUCUCACUUCCACCCUCUGUGUGGAGUUUGCAUGUUCUCCUGUUCUCCAUAUCCAGUUUCCCCUGAUAUUCUAAAGGCUUGUGGGCUAAUUGGCACCUCAAAAUGUCCCAUAGUGUGAUUGUGUGUGUGUUGGGGGGGGGGGGGGCUGAGGGACUGGCUUCCUGUCCAGGGUAUAUGCUGUCUGGGACUGACUCUAGCCUCCCCUGAAAACCUGUCUAGGAAAAGUGAUUGAAAGAUGGAUGGAUGGAUUGAUAGAUAAAUUGGAAAACUAGCCAUAUGUCAGAUUGGCUCAAACGCAGUGUUGUAAUUUGCCAAUUUGACCGACGUCAUACCAACAGAUUAAACGCACAUGACGGGGAAAGCCUUUCUGACAAAUGAUGUUCUUCAAGCAAAGGUCAUCGUAAUUUCAGCCCAGUAAAAGCAGUAGAGAACCUGUUGCUGUUCUCCUUCCGGCAGCUGAGAGUAUGUCCCUAAACUACAGCACGUGCGCUGGCACAUAACGAGUGACACUCAAGAGGGGCGUCAUCCGACUAUAUGAAGCAUCAUUGAAUCUUACUGGCAAAAUGGAUCCUAAAAAUUAGCAGAUUUGGCAUUUCUCAAGAGGAAUACCAAAGGUUCCCAAUGUAAUUAUUUAUUUAAAAAAAACAUUAUUAAUAAUUAACAAAUAACAUAAUAUUAGUAGUAAUACUACUUGUAGCAGUAGUAAUAGCUUACUAGUAGCAGUAGUGUCAAUGACUAUCACAGAAAGUGGACUCUGGAUAGUGUUUAAACCAGGGGUGUCAAACUCCAGUCCUGGGGGGCCGGAGCCCUGCACAUUUUUUGGUUUACCUUCAUUUAACACACCUGAUUCAGCUCCUUGUGCUAAUUACCACACAG
Messenger RNA from Paramormyrops kingsleyae, 3160 nucleotides. RefSeq names its product G-protein coupled receptor 22. Gene Ontology annotation, cellular component: plasma membrane. NCBI's taxonomy places the organism in Eukaryota, Metazoa, Chordata, Actinopteri, Osteoglossiformes, Mormyridae. The record is from RefSeq and is a predicted model, not a curated record. Gene Ontology annotation, biological process: cellular response to hormone stimulus; G protein-coupled receptor signaling pathway. Gene Ontology annotation, molecular function: peptide binding; G protein-coupled receptor activity.